AUGUUGCUGAGCCUUUUCUUCAAACAUGUGUAUCCAUACACCCCGGUGGUGGAUCGCUGCCAACUGGUCGCCGACCUCCAAGCCGGCAAUUGCUCUUCUUUUCUUCUACAUGCCAUUUUCUCCAUCACGGUCCCGUACUCAGACGAUACGUCCCUCAGGCACAUGGGAUACGACAGCGUGACUGACGCCCAGCGGGCGUUCUUCUCCCGUGCCCGGCUGCUCUUCGAUUUUGGUUGUGAGGCGAACCAGUUGACCCUGCUUCAAGGCUCGUUCCUCCUUAGCUCGUUCCAGAACUCCUUUGCGCCUGACAAAGAUUGCCGGUUCUGGUUGAAUCAGGCAGUGCACAUUGCCACACUCAUGGGUCUGCACCGUCGAAACGUAGAGAACGAGCUUCAGCCGUCGUUGCAGAGGGUUUGCCGUCGUAUUUGGUGGCUACUUUAUCAACGCGAUAUCAUGUUUAUGUUGGCAGGGUUCGAGAACACCAGGCACAUCAAUGAUGAGGAAGUUGACUCACGCCCAGUCUGCCCUGAAGACUGGUUAGAAACAGCUCCCACCGCAGUAUCACCCCCACUCUUGCCAGCCAUCCCCGAGGUGCAGAUACAGUUCUUCAUCGAAAACUGCAAACUUGCCAAACUAGGCGCGGAAUGUCUAAGACUAUCUCUCACCACCGACGUGGCUCCAUCCAUGUCCCGCGUGCGCGAAAUCGGGCAAGCAAUCGUCGACUGGCGCGUCAGCCUACCCGCCGGGCUGCGCGCAGAAGGGUCGCUCUACGGCAAUCAGACCGAUAUCUGGCAGUCGGUUAUCCUUAUAUUUGGUUUCCGCCUGGAAUGCCUAUUUUACCGGACCGUCCGCCGAUUCUCGUCCUCAUUCAGCUCCUCGGAUCGUGAGUGGGUGAGCCAGCGCCUUCUCGGUGCCAUGUUUGAUCUCAGCACCGUCUUGCGCCGCGCCAUGGCCCUUGACAUUCUCUCCGCUGGACCGCCAGCUUUGAUCGUAUGCACCACGCAGCUCCUCGCUUUGCAGAUCGAAACCGUGCUCAGUCCCCAAUGCAGCAGGGGGACGCGGCACGCACUCAAAGCAGAUAUCAACGCCAUGCUGGCGCACCUGGAGGACGUCAAGGACUGCUGGCUCAACGCCAAGUGGGCUUCCCGGGUUUUCGGCUGGGUGGUAGGUCGAACGGGGUUGUCACUGCGCGAGCCAGAAUUGCCCAGGGGAUCAAUGGCAAGCGGCCCGGAUGGGGGGCAUCUGUCCUCAAAUGUGCCAGGGGCCGGCGAGCAGCCGUCGCAAAACCACCCGCAGCCGGAAUACCUCAAUGAUGGCUAUGAAGUAGGUCAAGGGGGCGCCUUUUUCGAUCCUUCUGAGGGGCUCCCCGAGACCUGGCUCGAAGACAUGAUGAAUUCCGGUAUUCUAGAAGAACAGGACAGGGCUAUAUUCGACGUAAUGGACAUGCGGAUGGCUUUUUGA
Molecule: messenger RNA, 1461 nt
Organism: Clonostachys solani
Lineage: Eukaryota; Fungi; Ascomycota; Sordariomycetes; Hypocreales; Bionectriaceae
Source: the annotation of a GenBank genome assembly